AUCUAUGUUACAUUCUGGAACAUUUCUCGUCCAAUAAUCGAGGUCUUGUAUGACCCUCCUGUCAGAGGACUUGGGGAAGGAAGAGGCGCAGAAAAAUACUUCUGCUGGAAAUACACUUUAACCUAUUUAGCUUUUUUUUAAAGGCUUCCCCGCUCCACCGUGUGUUACACUGCAUAUGUUCUCACUAUCCUGGAUUGUGAAAGCGCGCGCACACGCCCCUCUGAUUCUCCAUAUGCUCAACAGAUAUUUUCCCUGAAUGGAGUUUCUCGUGUAUUAGCAGUCAGUACAGACAGGAUCCAUGUCGUUUUUGCGCUGGGUCUCAGAGAAGCUGAGUGUGGAGAGCCUGAGGGAUCUAGAGCUGUUUGGAGAGCAGGCUCAGGGAAGCUCGCACAGGAAACCCCAUGAAGACAGCGAGGAGUCGCUGACCUCCCUCCCUCACCAGGUCACCAUGGGAACCUUCCUACCCGACCGGUCCUCCUACGAGCUCCUCACCAUCAUCGCGGUAGGGUUCGAGUGUAAACGCCGUGUCGAGGUUGCCGCUGGUUACCGGUCUCUCUCAGGCAGGGGGCUGGAGGACCUGAUGACGGUUAACCUGGCGCGGUACCGCCCCACCGGGGAGCACGUAGCCAUCCGCCGCAUCGACCUGGAGGCCUGCACCAACGACAUGGUCAACUACCUACAGGGGGAGCUCCACGUGUCGAAGCUGUUCCAUCACCCAUGCAUACUGCCCUACAGAAGCAUCUUCAUCGCAGAGAACGAGCUCUGGGUGAUCACCCCCUUCUUGGCCUACGGCUCAGCCAGAGACCUGAUCAGCACCCAUUUCACUGAGGGCAUGGGUGAGCUGGCCAUCGCCUGCGUCCUGCUGGGGGUGCUCAAGGCCUUGGACUACAUUCACCACAUGGGCUACGUGCACCGGAGCGUGAAGGCCAGCCACGUGCUGAUCUCUGCAGACGGGCAGGUCUUCCUGUCGGGGCUGCGCAGCAUCUUCAGCCUGAUCCGGCACGGCCAGCGAGCUCGGAGCGUGCACGACUUCCCCCAGUACAGCGUCAAAGUGCUGCCCUGGCUCAGCCCCGAGGUCCUGCAGCAGAACCUGCUGGGCUAUGACUCUCGCUCAGACAUCUACAGCCUGGGCAUCACCGCCUGUGAGCUGGCCAACGGACACGUGCCCUUCAAGGACAUGCCAGCCACCCAGAUGCUGUUGGAGAAGCUGAACGGCACAGUCCCCUGCCUCCUGGACACCAGCACCAUCCCCACGGACGAGCUCACGCUCAAGACCUCGCGCUCUGGGGCCGACUCGGGCAUCUGCGAGGGCCCCGGGGCCAGUGGGGCCCGCCACGCUAACGGGGACCCCUCCACCUCCAGCCACCCCUACAACCGCACCUUCAGCCCCCACUUCCACGCCUUCGUGGAGCUCUGCCUCCAGAGGGACCCCCAAAGAAGGCCUUCUGCCAGUGCUCUGCUCGGCCACUCCUUCUUCAAACAGAUUAAGCGGCGGCCGUCGGAGGCCCUGCCCGAGCUGCUGCGCCCCGUCUCGCCCAUCACCAGCUUCCAGAACGCCCAGCCGCCCGACUCCCCCUCGGGCGUGGCCAGCCUGGAGUCCAGCCUCAGCCAGCUGGACGUGGACGACUGGGACUUCUGACAGCGGUGUGGGGUGGGGGGGGAGUGGGCGGGGUUAUGGGGGGGGGGGGUCUACCUGGAGGCGGUCUCAGAAGAGUUAAUUUUAUUACCCCUGUAAAUAUCCAAGCGGAAAAUUCCGGACUUUGAGGAGACUGGGAAAAGCGUCGGAGGGCUCAGUUCUCAAACCCCCCCCCCCCCCCUCGCACUUCCUCCGAAAGGCUCGUCACGCGGGGGAGGCGUUUCCUCCUGUCGCCGUCGCAGGGCCCGAUUUCGGGGCCCUGUAAAACCGCCCAAAGCCUUUUUUUUUUUUUAGUUUCCCUCUGCACACCUAUUCGCCGGCGUUGACGGGAGCGGCGAGCCUCGCUGGCCGCCCGUCGUUGCAUCACUACUCUUCAGCGCGUCGUACGAAUCCGCGUCGAACCAGUCUCACCACGCAAAAAACUUCCUUCAGUCUCCUGCUGUUCAUCCACUGGACACGUCUGUUACCCGAUAUCAGUCUUUUACUCUUACGCAGGCUUGCCUGUCUGUGAACAACUCCUUCAUCCUUUGUGUAUUCACCCUUUCUUCUACCUGAAAGUCUGUUACCUCAUGUAAAGAUUUGGAUACUUUUUUCAGCUCUUGGCGGAACCGAAGACUCUUUUUCUGCGUCUGUCGCUGUUACGCAUUUCUAACUGCUAAGCCAAUGUUACAGUAUUUUGGUCAAUAGCUGCAUAUCGAGUGGGUGCACAGGUGAGCUGGAGGCAAGGGUCUUCGGCAGCUGAACGUCGCGAAUAAAGUUGACUUCGCUCGCUA
This is a messenger RNA of Anguilla rostrata (American eel), 2409 nucleotides long. RefSeq names its product STE20-related kinase adapter protein alpha-like. Gene Ontology annotation, cellular component: serine/threonine protein kinase complex. Gene Ontology annotation, molecular function: protein serine/threonine kinase activator activity; protein kinase activity; ATP binding. Gene Ontology annotation, biological process: activation of protein kinase activity; protein export from nucleus; protein phosphorylation. The record is from RefSeq and is a predicted model, not a curated record. The transcript has 14 exons. NCBI's taxonomy places the organism in Eukaryota, Metazoa, Chordata, Actinopteri, Anguilliformes, Anguillidae. Bases 299 to 1639 code for a protein of 446 amino acids.